This is a messenger RNA of Colletotrichum godetiae, 3582 nucleotides long. Its product is annotated as helicase associated domain-containing protein. Gene Ontology annotation, biological process: maturation of SSU-rRNA from tricistronic rRNA transcript (SSU-rRNA, 5.8S rRNA, LSU-rRNA). NCBI's taxonomy places the organism in Eukaryota, Fungi, Ascomycota, Sordariomycetes, Glomerellales, Glomerellaceae. Gene Ontology annotation, cellular component: nucleolus; intracellular anatomical structure. Gene Ontology annotation, molecular function: helicase activity; ATP binding; RNA binding. The transcript is spliced from 2 exons. The record is from RefSeq and is a predicted model, not a curated record. Bases 1 to 3582 code for a protein of 1193 amino acids.
AUGGGCAAAUUCGUCCCCAGACAACGAAAGCACAAGGUGCUCGCCCGUGAGAGGGCCAAGGAGAACGGCACUAUUCCGGACUCGAAUGCGGAUGAGAUUCUCCCGGAGGAGCAUAAGCGUCUACAGGAUAAGAGAGCGCAGCUCAAGGCCGAAUUACAAGGAGACGGCGCCAAGGCCAGCGGCAAGAAGGCCAAGCGUUUGGAAAAGUACAUCACCAACAAGCUUCGUAAAGAUGAGAAUCGCGAAAUCCUCGCCAAGCUCGCGCAGCAAAAGGUUGAUACGAGCCUGUUCUCGAGUACGAAAACUCUCGGUCAGGGUAAGGAGUCCAAACGCCAGGCUUUGACUAGGGCAUUGCGGGAGAAGAACGCCGGAUUGAACGUCGACGCGGAUGCGGAGGAGCUGCUUUAUGAAGAGAGGGAAGAGGCACCCGAGGCGGAUUCCGAUGAUAGCGAAGACGAGGCUCCAAAGGCGCCCAAGCCGCAAGCUCCCAAGGCCGCAGUCAAAGCAUCUGCGCCAGUACCAGAAGCGAAAUCAAAGUCAACACCAGUACCGGAAUCGCAACCCGCCGCAUCUGUGGGAUCUGGUCUUAAGCGCCCGCUGGACAUCGAUGAGUCGGGACGACCAGUGCUUCAGAAGCGUCAAAAGAGAGGCGGUGUUACGUCUAAAUUCUCCAUUGCCGAGCCGGAGAAGGCGAAGGAUGCCGAGGACGACUGGAGUGGCUUCAGCGAUGACCCAGAGGAGAAAUCAAGCGAUGAGGAGGACGUUUCCGCAGAGGAGUCUGGAGAAUCAAGCGAAGGUUCCGAAGAGUCAGAAGAAGACGACGAGGACGAAGAUGAUAGUGAGGACGACGAAGGGGAUUCUAUUAGCACAAGGCAAUCUGCAUUCAAGGCCUGGGCUCUUGCGCAAAGAAACGAAGCCCUUGGUUUCGAAUCAACAACAGAGGCCUCUACAGCACUGGAAAUUCCUAGACCAGAGAAUUUUGAGCCACGCCCGCUUGAGCAGGAACCACUGCCCCAGGAACUACAGCCGACGACAAACCUUGCACGCAAAGCAUAUGCUGUCACUGUGACGAGAACGCCGGAGAUCCAGGAAGUCCGCAUGAAGCUCCCGGUUGUUGCCGAGGAACAGAAAAUCAUGGAGAUGAUUCACAACAACGACAUCGUCGUCGUGUGCGGUUCUACAGGUUCUGGUAAGACGACCCAGGUGCCGCAGUUCUUGUAUGAGGCUGGUUAUGGUUCUCCUGGCUCUGCUACUCCGGGCAUGAUUGGUGUCACGCAGCCUCGACGAGUUGCUGCCGUGAGCAUGUCAAAACGUGUUGCCCAAGAAUUGGGUGACCACUCGGACAGAGUCGGAUACCAGAUUCGAUUCGAGGGUACAGCUUCGGCUAAGACGGCCGUCAAGUUUAUGACGGAUGGUGUGUUGCUGCGAGAGAUGGCGCAAGACUUUUCUCUAAAGAAGUACUCGGCAAUCAUCAUCGAUGAGGCCCACGAAAGAAGUGUCAACACAGAUAUCCUCAUUGGAAUGCUGAGUCGUAUCAACAACAUCCGCAAGGGUGAUGACAAGGUCGAUCCAUCGAUCAAACCGCUCAAGAUCAUCAUCAUGUCCGCGACCCUGAGAGUCGAAGACAUGACCAACAAUACCACACUAUUCCCCACCCCGCCCCCUGUUGUCGAGGUCGAAGGCCGACAGCAUCCCGUCACGAUUCAUUUCGCGAGGCGCACGCAGUCCGACUUCGUCGAGGAGGCCUUCAACAAGAUUAUGCGUGGUCACAGGAAGCUGCCGCCCGGAGGCUUCUUGGUGUUCCUUACUGGUCAAAACGAGAUCAGGUACCUGAGCAAGCGGCUGAGGGAAGCAUUUGGUGGUUUCACAGAAGCCAGCGCGCCCAAGGUCCAGAUCUCGGCCACCGACGCGCCUAUGGAGGUCGAAGAUGUCGACUUUGGUGAGGUUGAAGAUACCAUCGCUGCCGACAUUGACGACGGCCUCGACGAGGACGAAGACAUGGAGCACGAGGACGACAAGGAGUUUGAGAUUGAAGGAGAGGAGGGAGAGACGGGGCCUAUGAAGAUGCAAGUCUUACCUCUUUACUCUCUCUUGCCGACCAAAGAACAGAUGAGAGUAUUUGAGGAUCCUCCCGAAAAUCAUCGCCAAGUUAUCCUGGCAACCAACGUUGCGGAAACCAGUUUGACGAUUCCGGGCAUCCGUUACGUCUUUGACUGUGGCCGCUCCAAAGAACGACAAUACGAUCGCUUCAGCGGAGUACAAACCUACGAAAUCGGCUGGAUCAGCAAGGCCAGUGCCAGCCAGCGUGCUGGUCGUGCUGGUCGUACGGGACCCGGCCAUUGCUACAGACUCUACUCCUCGGCCGUCUACGAGAGAGACCUGCCCGAGUUCACAGACCCCGAAAUCUUGCGGAUGCCCGUCGACGGCGUCGUGCUCCAGCUCAAGUCAAUGAACCUCUCCAACGUCGUCAACUUCCCCUUCCCGACGCCGCCGAACCGCAUGGGUCUCCGCCAGGCCGAGAAGCUGCUCACCUACCUCUCGGCCAUCGCACCGGAAGGCCAAAUCACGAAAAUCGGAUCGACAAUGUCCAUCUUCCCGCUCUCGCCCCGCUUCGCCCGCAUCCUCCUCGUCGGUCACCAGCACGACUGCCUGCCGUACACCAUCAUGAUGGUGGCGGCGCUCUCGGCCGCCGAGGUCUUUGUCCCGGAACACCAGGCGAUCCCCUCCCUCGCCGCGCGCGAUGAGUCCGAGUUCCGCCGCACCGCCGACAUCAUUGCCGAGGACCGCCAGGCCAACAUCAGACGCCUCUUCAACGCCGCGCACAAGAACUUCUGCUACCUGGACGACAGGUCCGACGCCAUCAAACUCCUCCAGGUUGUCGGCGAGUACGCCCACGACCCGACGGAGAAGUGGUGCGAGGACCAUUUUGUCCGGCACAAGGUCAUGAAGGAGGUGACGCAGCUGCGCCAGCAAAUCACUGAGCUCCUCCGCGCCAACAUCCCCGCCUUCAAGAACCUCAAAUACCAGGACCGGCUCGACGCCCCCUCGGACAAGCAGGUCGCCUACCUCAAGCAGAUGGUGGCCGCCGGCUUCAUCGAUCACGUCGCCCUUCGCGCCGACAAGGCCCCCGUGCCGCCCGAGGUGACGCGCAAGCCCGGCCGCGCCAUCGACGUGCCCUACAUCCCGCUCUCGCCGCUCGGCGUUGGCCACGGCGCCGAAAAGUACAUCUACAUCCACCCGACGUCGCCGCUUGCCCACCUCAGCCCGGCCGAGUGUCCCGAGUUCGUCGUGUACUCGCAGCUUCAGCGCGCGACGCAGAGCGCGGACGUGAACAAGACGCCCAAGACGAGGAUGCUCGCGCUCACGGACGUCACGGGCGGGCAGCUCGCGAGCUUGGCCAAGGGUACGCCGCUCGUGAGCUACGGAAAGCCGGUGAAGGAGAUUUCGUCCACGGCGAAUACGCGCGAGGUGUGGGUUGUGCCGUAUCUCAGGGCCGAAGGGGUUGGUGGUCAGGGGUGGCCGUUGCCGAUGAAGAAGGUCGUGCAGCGCAGGGUUGCUGGGAAGGGUUGGGUUGUUGAAUGA